AUGGUGAAAAAUAUGAAGUUUCUUUGGUUGACUCUUCUCUCUGUCUUCAUUUCUGCAGAUAGACCACAAGACUUGAUAAAAACUCUUCCUUGGGCACCUGUUCAACCAACCUUCCCUAUGUACUCUGGCUUUAUCCCACUGCCAAACACAGGAGGCAGGCAAAUCCACUAUGUUUUAGUCAAAAGUCAAGGCAACCCUGCAAAAGACCCAGUAGUCCUUUGGCUGAACGGCGGCCCAGGCUGCUCCUCAAUGGAAGGAUUUUUAUACGAAAAUGGUCCAUACUAUUUCCAAACUCAAAGCACCAAAAUGUUUCAGAACCCAUAUUCCUGGAAUCUCAAUGCCUCAAUGCUCUAUUUCGAAGCUCCAGCUGGUGUAGGCUUUUCUCCUAUGGGCUCCCUUGCAAAUAACGUUACAAGCGACAACCAGACUGCGAUAGACAACUUGAACGCCCUUGUAACUUUCUUUUCAGACUAUUUCACAGAACUAAACCAAUUACCAUUCUAUAUAACUGGAGAAAGUUAUGCAGGCAUCUAUAUUCCAACCUUGGCUUAUUUUAUUCUGCAGUACAAUGCAGGAAAACCUGCAAUGACUAUUAAUCUCCAAGGAAUUAUGGUCGGAAAUGGGAUCACAGAUUGGAAGUAUGACCAGAUAACGACCCUUCCUGACUUGUUGUGGUGGCAUACUAUGUAUGGGUAUCCAUUGAGAAAUACAUGGGUAAAUAAUAACUGCUCCAUUGUUGAUGAGUAUCCUUAUACGAAUGACCCAAUCUGCAUGGACGCAUUUGACCAGAUGAUGAACUUAAUGAACAAUAUUAACCCUUAUGAUAUUUAUAGGACAUGCAUUUAUGAUCCUAUUGGAAACAUGCACUUAUACACCCCAUGGAUGCACGCAGGAUUAGGAGCUCUUUCUUCACCUUGUGUAGACUCUUUAGGGUUAACUCAUUAUUUUAAUAAUGCUCAAGUUAGAGCUGCAUUUAUUAUUCCAUAAUAAUAAAAUGGCUAUGUUCGGAAUUAGUUCUCUACGAGAACUAUUCCUCCCUUCGCUUUUUUUUAUUAUACGGGGUUCAUGGAUUUUAUCCGCAACACCAAUAUGGAAUAUCGGAUAGGGUAUUUCUUUGGUCCAAGGGUAUUAAUGGCUUUUCUGCUAGACACACUUGAGGAGGGUGAUCCUUAGGAGGAACACGCGCAAGAGUCAAGUACGGGCAAGGUCAUCGCUAACCAGUCGGACCUUCUGGUCUGGCAAGUGCGUCUUCUAGAAUGCUUGCUAGACAAGAUGGCUACUGACGUCACCAGUUGGGAGUUAAAAGGUUAUGCUUAUAUGCCUAAAUCAUUCUGCUGAAGAGGGAAUACACUUUAAAUACCUAAUUAGCUAAUUAAGCAUUUAAUAUUCCAAGCAGUUUCUCACUUGUUUGGAAUUCCUGCGCUAAUUUAGACUAUCAAUAUGACUACGCAAGAGGCUCAAUUUACGUGUAUCCUUACCUUCUCAACUCAGGAAUUAAGAUCAGGAUUUACUCAGGGGAUACCGAUUCAGUGGUCCCAGUCACCGGCACCAUCAGAUGGAUCACUAACCUUAACUUGAAAAUAACUAAAGACUGGACUCCAUGGUAUUUGAACAGCCAAGUGGGAGGGUUUUAUGUUACUUACACGAACAACUUGACCUUUAUGACUAUCAAAGGAACAGGACAUAUGUCAAUUCAAUGGAAGAGACCUGAAGGCUACCAUAUGUUCACAUCUUUUCUUUCCAACCAGAAUCCUUAA
Molecule: messenger RNA, 1757 nt
Organism: Blepharisma stoltei
Lineage: Eukaryota; Ciliophora; Heterotrichea; Heterotrichida; Blepharismidae
Source: the annotation of a GenBank genome assembly